This is a messenger RNA of Lasiodiplodia theobromae, 2223 nucleotides long. RefSeq lists its product as uncharacterized. Bases 1 to 2223 code for a protein of 740 amino acids. The transcript has 2 exons. NCBI's taxonomy places the organism in Eukaryota, Fungi, Ascomycota, Dothideomycetes, Botryosphaeriales, Botryosphaeriaceae. The record is from RefSeq and is a predicted model, not a curated record.
AUGGCUGACCCACCCAACAUUGCCGGCGACAUGUCGAGCGAAGGAUCUCAGCAGUUCCACACGGACACCCCACCUGACGAGGUUGCAAUAGCGAAAGACGAGAUCCAGUAUCGUUGGAGCAAGAAGGCUGAAGACUGUAUUCCUCCGAUGUAUCGGCCCUCCGAACCGCUUCCAAGCAUCGUCAUCAUACGCAUCUCCCGACUCGCACGCAUGGCUCCUGGCACGAAAGGCUUCAAAGUUUGUGAAAAGCUCGUCAUAUCAUCAAUUCUGGAUCGGCAGCGCACCUCAGGCAGCGGUAGCGCCUCCUUCGUUCGGGAGGCGGAUCUGAAGAAUGCUUUGAGCAAAUUGGUCCAGCUGCUCAAUGCUGUCCGUGAUAUCAACCUGGCGGUCUGUCUCCACAGUUCAUUCCUCCAGGGUCACAAGCUCGCGUCCAACGAUCCCUAUGACUGGGGAUUCGAGACCGUUGUUGCCCUUUGGGAUCUAGUGAAGCUGGCUGCUCCCACCCGUGUCAAGCAAGCCGGCAACCUCUGGCGCUCUCACUUUGCAAAGAGACUCAGAGCGCACCCCAACAGCCCGAAGCAUGUCAUUUCUGCCGACUUUCGGCUUGCUAUCGAUGAUCUCAAGAAGCAGCACACUGGCCCCGAUGACAGCUCACUUGGUCUACGUAGCCUCACCCACCAUGAGCAGCAGCUAGGGCCCACUCCGAGUGGACAUUUCUGUACCACUGGAGCCAUCUUCCAACCGGCCCUACCUCCUCCUGGGAUUCUCCUGGCGAUCGGAAAGAUGUUCUACUACGCCCAGAGCCACCGCGACUCUCACUUCAAGACCAUACCCAUAAUCAUGACUCAGGAAAUGGCAUCCAAGGGCAUUUUCCAUGACAAUACGGGCGCGACUCGGCUGGGAACGUUCCUCAAGCAGGACGGAAGGAACUAUUCGUACAAACAUUUCUAUGUCAACAUGACUGCUAUCCUGGAGCUGGAGCAGCGAUUCGGAAAGCCAUUCUACGAAAUUUUCGAGUGUCCAGACAUUCAAGCUCACCAGGCCCUGCGCACGGCAAAGGGCAUCCUCCCCACCUUGGCCGGAAUCACACGUCGUCACUGCAUCGACCAGGUUGAGACCCUCAAGAAAGUCUGCAAUGAGUAUUUCGACAAGUACCCUGAUCCAGAAAAGUCUCGCACGUUGACGACCGAAAACGUUCGCCACCUCAGCGAGCAAUUGGCAAUUGCGGCCGCUAAAAAUGCUGAUGGCGUGAAGUACAUGGGAUGGCCCUCGCUCGGCGGCAGGGCUGCAGGACCCGCUACUCCUCUUGCCGCUCCAGCCCCAAAGCAGCAGACACGCCGCCGCAUCCGCGAAGCCUCACCUACAAGUCCCCGUGAGCAGCCAGCCACGAAGAAGCCCAAGCCCUCCUCCACCGUGGCUGCCCGUGCGGCUUACGUCGCCAAUCACGUCCCCGGUCGCGACGCGAUCCUGGAUCCCUUGCCAUCUCGCCGCCCGGCAGCUGUCCAGCUUAUCGCUGCCGCCAUCAGGUCCAGGCUCAUUAUGACGCCGACCGGCAUGCGCGAGGUCGUUCCCACUCGCUUCCCUGAAGUCAGCGCCACCCUCACACCUGCGCCGGCAUCGCGCCACAUCCAGUCCGGCUUUUCUGCAGAGGGAGAGACCAACCACCGCAUCAUGGAGGAUCAGAGUGAAGAAGUUGAGUCCGACCUUACCGCUGGUGAAGUUCAGACUACCUUGGAGCAUUCCUCUGUGCCAGACAGUUCCCUCGUUGUUCACCGAGACACCCCGGGCGAAGAUCCUGCCGAAAGUUUGGAAAUGGUCGGAGGAAGUGCUGAUGAGAACCUUCAGGCCGGCAUGCAGCUGUAUGCGGAGACCUCUACUGACUCGGAAGUGUUUACCAAGCUCGGAGAAGAGUUCCAGCAGAGGGGCAUCGCCACUGCUGAAGGCCUUCACUCACAGAUGCAGGUUCAAGCAAACCAAGCCGAGAAUGCUCGUGCUUCCACUCAGACCGAAGUUCAGGAACUGAAGCAACAGCUCCAGCAGGCAAUGGACAAGAUCAAGGAAACCGAUAUCAAGGCAGAGACGGCAGAGGAAAGGGCGAAGAAGGCCGAGAAAAGGGCAACGGAAGCUGAGCAGAGGCUCGAGCAGAAGGUCAAAGAUCUGCAAGAGCUGGCCGAAGGUUCUCGUAGGCUCUGGACUCAGCUGUUGGAGAUUGCUAGCGAUUAG